AUGAGUGAUAUCGAACAGGUUAAAAAACUUGAUUUGGAGGCUCCAGAUAUAGUGAAGACAUACCACAAGUCUUCCUACGCCGCUAUAUCACCUCUCCGUCCUGAGUUAUCCCAAGCCGGGAGAACAGUCCUGAUUACUGGUGCAUCCGCUGGGAUAGGAUUUGCAAUCGCUAUGGCAUAUGCCUUAGCCUCUGCCUCCAAAGUGAUCCUCCUAGGUCGUCGUAAAGACGUCGUCCUCAAUUCGGCUUCUAGGUUGUCAGACGAGUUCAAAAAUACAAAGUUUGAAGCGCGAGUCUGCGAUGUUGGAAACGUGGCCGAGUCUGCAGCGCUCUGGUCUGACCUCCGUGCUGAGGGCGUUUUUGUCGAUGUCCUCGUGCUGAAUGCAGCGAGGUUCGGAGGCCAGGAAUCGAUAUUAGAUGCGGGCGUUGAGAAUAUUUGGUCGCAGUAUGAAACGAAUGUGAGAUCGCUCUUACAAUUCACCGAGCAAUUGUAUAAGCAACAGGGUCACGAGGACAGGCAAAAAUAUCUCGUUUAUAUCUCUACGGCCGCAAUCCAUAGUAAAUCAAUUGCAGCGGCCCUGCCAACCUAUUCUCUCAGCAAAACAUCUGGUCAUCUCCUAUUGCAAAAGAUAGCUAGUGAGAUUGACCGAAAGAAAUUACAAAUCGUCAGUUUCCAUCCCGGACAGAUCCUCUCUGAGACGAGCAGAAAUGCCGGUCUUGACGAAACCACGCUUUCUUGGGACGAUGAUAAUCUACCCGGACAUUUCGCCGUCUGGGCAGCCAGUUCCGAAGCUGCAUUUUUACACGGUCGUUUUACAUGGGCUGCUUGGGAUGUAAAUGAGAUGCAAUCUGGAGACGUCAAGAAGCGCACGGAAACAGAUGCGAAUUUUCUCACUAUUGAUUUUGUAGGGCUGUGA
Molecule: messenger RNA, 915 nt
Organism: Sclerotinia sclerotiorum 1980 UF-70
Lineage: Eukaryota; Fungi; Ascomycota; Leotiomycetes; Helotiales; Sclerotiniaceae
Exons: 3
Coding region: 1-915 (304 amino acids)
Cellular component (GO): cytosol
Molecular function (GO): oxidoreductase activity
Source: RefSeq, a predicted model, not a curated record